CGAAAAAUCCAAUGUUGUCUCAAAAAAUAUAGCAGCCUAACCUAUAAAUCUAUGCUUUUGAUCACAACCAAUUAGUAAUGAAUUCAAAGAACUUGGAUUCAUAACCAUCAUCCCUUAUCGAAUCAAAUCCAAAUCGAAGUUGAUUGGUUAAAUGCACAAAGUGAUUCUUGUUUGUGUCCCCCAAAAAAUCUUGUCCCCCUCCCCCAAAAAAAAAUAAAAAAAUUUCUCAUCUUUUUCAAAUGCUUGCUUCUGGAUCCAAGAGGGAUAAAUCUCCACAAACUUUUUAACUGUUUUGUGGAAGUUUUUGUGAUUCCUUGGGAAAUGGCCAUUGUUAUCAAUGUGCUGUUCUUGAGAACUCUUGUUCUGUUCAUUUGGUUGGUUUCCUCUGCAUUUGGAGAGAGCUCGUUGAGCUGCGAUUCCAUGUUGUCCAAUGCUUUUGGCUUCCAUUGCAAUGGAAAUGAGACUUUGAUGCAAUGCGGAACAUUUGCUGUUCUUUUUGCAAAUACGGAGUUUUCGUCUCUCUUUAACCUUAGUUUUUACUUGGGGAUCAAUCAGUUUGCUAUUGCUGAAAUCAAUGGCUUCUCUGCUGAUACAGAGUUUCUUCCUAAAAACCAACCUUUACUUAUACCAAUUGAGUGUAAAUGCAAUGGGAGUUUCUUCAUAGCUGAGUUAACAAAAACUUCCAUCAAAGGAGAGAGCUUUUACAGUAUUGCUGAAUCAUUGGAAGGCUUAACAACUUGCAAAGCAAUAAAGGAGAAGAAUCCCGGGGUGUCGCCGUGGGGUCUCGGAGACUCUAUUCGAUUACUGAUACCAAUGAGAUGUGGAUGUCCAUCUUCCUAUGCAGGUGUCCCAAAACCAAGGCUCUUGAUCUCCUACCCUGUGAGACAAGGUGACACGAUUUUUAAUUUAGCCACAAAUUUCAAUACAACCCCUGAAUCUAUUAUAACUGCUAAUAGCAGAUCCUUACCUACCUUCAAACCACAAAGCCUUGUGCCAUUUUCGACUCUACUGAUUCCAGUGAAUGGUGAACCAAUCCUUGGUUCUUUGGCGAAACCAAAACAACCAAAUUUACAUCUUCCAUCCACCAGCAUCCCCACGAUCAACCCCCACAAGAAUAAAGCGAAAAUGUUGCACUUGGGAGUUUACAUUGCACUUGGUGUAACUAUACUUGGAGUGUGCAUUGCUGCAAUAACAUGUUUCCUUGUAAUCAAGGUGAAAAAAGACAAGCAGAAGAAGACACAGAAGUCAUACGAAGAAAGAGGUGACAUGGAGCUACAGCAGCUUAGUCUCAGUAUCCGAACAGCGAGCGAUAAGAAAUUCUCUUUUGAGGGAUCGCAAGACACUUUUGAUAGUCACCUCUUCGAGUCGAAUGCGAGCAAGAUGCUCAUUUCGAUGUACACGGUUGAGGAGAUCCGGAAGGCAACUGAAAAUUUUAAUCCGACCAAUCAGAUAGAAGGAUCUAUGUAUCAAGGGCGUCUCAAUGGGAAGAACAUGGCGAUAAAGAGGACGGAGAACGAAACUAUCUCCAAGAUUGAGUUUAACCUUUUACAUGAAAUCAAACAUCCAAGCAUAUUGAGACUUUUGGGAAUAUGUUUAACCGAGGAUCCUGAUUCCUUUCUAGUUUUCGAGUAUGCGAAAAACGGUUCCUUAAAGGACUGGCUUCAUGGUGGUUUGGCAAUGAAAAACCAAUUCAUCAUCUCUUGCUAUUGUUUCUUAACAUGGAGUCAAAGGCUGCAUAUCUGUCUUGACAUCGCUGCCGGGUUACAGCAUAUGCACCAUGUUAUGAAACCAGUUUACGUUCAUCGAAACAUCAAGAGCAGAAACAUUUUCUUAGAUGAGGAUUUCAAUGCAAGGAUAGGGAAUUUUGGAAUGGCAAAAUGUGUUCAAAAUGACAUUGAAGAUCCAAAGUUCUGUUCAUCCAAUCCAGCCUCUUGGAGCUUGGGUUAUCUGGCUCCUGAGUACAUCCACCAAGGUAUAAUUUCUCCAACCAUCGACAUAUUUGCUUAUGGGGUGAUCCUUUUGGAGGUUUUGUCUGGGAAACCACCAAUAACAAAGCCAAAUGCCAAUGGUGAAGGAAGUGUUCGGCUAACAGAGAAAAUCAAGGCCAUCAUGGAAUCAGAUAAUGAAAAUGAACCGAGGGAAUGGAUGGACAGUGCAUUGGGGGAUAACUAUCCAUUUGAUGCAGCAAUCAAAUUGGCUAAACUUGCAAGAGCUUGUGUGGAUGAAGAUCCUUCGUUACGUCCAAGUGCGGCAGAAGUUUUCGAUAGGUUAUCGAGAAUGGUCGAAGAAUUGCCCGAAGGAGAUCAGAGUGUGAGCUGUGAAAGCUCUACAAAGCCUCUUGUGAAGGGACUACAGGCUUCUGAAACAAAUCCAUAAAAACACUUCAUUGAACAAAACAACCUUCACUUUUAGUUCUUAUUUCAAGCCUUCCUGGCAUGUAAUUUAUGUAAGCUAAUGAGUUGUUGUUCAUUUUUGGCUUCAUUUCCUUCUUUUCUCCUAAUGGAAUUUAUACAAUGGGUUAGUUUAAUUUUGUAA
Messenger RNA from Cucumis melo (muskmelon), 2535 nucleotides. RefSeq names its product protein LYK2. NCBI's taxonomy places the organism in Eukaryota, Viridiplantae, Streptophyta, Magnoliopsida, Cucurbitales, Cucurbitaceae. Bases 322 to 2376 code for a protein of 684 amino acids. Gene Ontology annotation, biological process: protein phosphorylation. The transcript has a single exon. The record is from RefSeq and is a predicted model, not a curated record. Gene Ontology annotation, molecular function: protein kinase activity; ATP binding.